This is a messenger RNA of Mercenaria mercenaria, 599 nucleotides long. RefSeq lists its product as uncharacterized. The coding region runs from base 152 to 526 and encodes 124 amino acids. NCBI's taxonomy places the organism in Eukaryota, Metazoa, Mollusca, Bivalvia, Venerida, Veneridae. The record is from RefSeq and is a predicted model, not a curated record. The transcript is spliced from 3 exons.
AUAUAUUUGUUUAUAACAUGUACAUUAUUUAGGCACAUGUGAAUGUUAUGCUGGAUUUGGCGGUGAUGUUUGCUCUAUUGAUUUCAAAAAGCCGCCAUCUACUUCAAGUUUACUUCACGAAAGUACCUGCGAUGAGAAAGAAGCAAAAUGCAUGCAUGUGUUUAUCUACGGAGGAUUUUUUGCAAGCGAAACUGUGACCUGUCACAUUACCACGUUUGAGAUUCAUGGCAAUAAGGAAGGUCGACUAAAUAUGGAUGCAUACGUCAUACGAGGGCAAGCACAGUCGCUAAUUGAGGUUAUUUGUUCUCUAGUGUCACCUAUCAGAAGAAAACGGUCUCUUCCUGACACCCAAGAAGUAAAGUUGAUGUCUUGCUACAGGGUUUCAGUGAGCAAUGAUGGCAUACAUCAUGGGAAACCACUAGAUAUGUGUGUUUACAAUUCAGAAUGUCAAACUUUGUCAAACAGCAGUAGCGGGAUGCUAACAGUCAACAUAAAGGAAGGAUAUUGCUUUAUUGAUGGACUUUGAAUACCUAAUCGAAAACAAAAGCCAUCGUCAGAUAUGUACUGUCUACCGGAAAUUUCGCGUUAUAGUUGGUCAG